Molecule: messenger RNA, 825 nt
Organism: Ramularia collo-cygni
Lineage: Eukaryota; Fungi; Ascomycota; Dothideomycetes; Mycosphaerellales; Mycosphaerellaceae
Exons: 5
Coding region: 1-825 (274 amino acids)
Source: RefSeq, a predicted model, not a curated record
AUGUGCAACGCCCGCAAACUCACGCACGAUAGCGCAAUCAGUGCAACGCACAUCGACCAGACCACAGCGAACAUGCCUCACGCAACAGAAACACUCGCCAACGGCGAGAAGCACUCGUCGCAGUUCAUCUCGCACUUCACUUCCCUGCCUGCCGUCAACGACAGCAUCGGCGCGUUCAAGAGCAACCCGUACGGAAAGAAGUCUCUUGAGCUUGUCGAUGGCGCCUACAGCCGCUUCGGCAAGCCUGUGGAGCCAUACCUUCAAACGCCCUACAGCUACGCCAAGCCAUAUGUGCAAAAGGCAGACGAGCUCGCUGACUCYGGCCUGAGCUGGGGUGAGAACAAGUUCCCCAUUGUAAAGGAGGAGACUGGUACCAUUGUCGACACAGCCAAGGGUUACGUUCUGUGGCCAUACAGCUACGUCUCGCAGACCUGGCAAGACGAGUACAAGAAGACCGCCUCGCACAACGAGCGUGGGCCUGGCCUUACCACGUCCGGCCUUGCCCUUAUCAGUACUGAGCUGCGUAUUGCCACGGACGUCUUCCAUACCAUUGUCAACUUCCUCGGACCAAAGGCGCAGGAAGGCAAGAAGAAUGCCUCCGACUAUGCCCAUUCGAUUGGAGAGAAGGCACAAGACUUGAAGCAGAACGGCGAGAAGAAGGCCAACGACUACGCCAAGGUUGGCCAGGAGAAGGUUAACGACUACGCCAAGGCUGGCCAGGAGAAGAUGAACGAGGCCAAGCAGUAUGGCGAGGAGAAGAAAGAGCAAGGAGAGCAAAAGGCUCAAAAGGCAAAAGAUGAGGCCGGGAAGAAGACUCAGAAGUAG